Molecule: messenger RNA, 570 nt
Organism: Aspergillus puulaauensis
Lineage: Eukaryota; Fungi; Ascomycota; Eurotiomycetes; Eurotiales; Aspergillaceae
Exons: 3
Coding region: 1-570 (189 amino acids)
Source: RefSeq, a predicted model, not a curated record
AUGAAGUUCACUCUUGUUGCUCUGACCUCGCUGCUCGCCCUGGCUGCUGCUCAGGACUCAUCUUCGAGCACCAGCGACGCCCCGGCUACCACCCACAGCCCGACCCCCCAGGAGCAGUGCUUGCUCGACUGUGACGAGAAGGACGUCUGCUGCCAGGCCAAAUGCAUGAACGUGCCCUGCCCUAGCGACCAGCAGGCCAACGACACCAACACUUGCGUUUCGAAGUGUGACCAGGGUGACGGCUCUGAAGCCGACGCCAAGGCCUACGCUGAAUGCCAGGCCAAGUGCAUCACCACCACUUACUUCCCCGGGGCUACGAGCGCCACCGACUCUGCUUCCAGCACCAGCAGUGGUGACUCGAGCGCUACCCCAACCGGUAGCUCUGAUGAUGACAACGACAGCAACUCCAACGACGAUGGGGAUGACUCGGACUCCGCCAGCGGCUCCGAAUCCGAUUCUCCUAGCUCGACCGGCUCUGGAGACGAGCCCAACGAGAGCAACGCUGCUGUCAAGCUCGGCGCUUCCGCUGCUGGCCUGGCUAGCUUCCUUAUCGCUGCCUGGGCUCUGUAA